This is a messenger RNA of Saxophila tyrrhenica, 759 nucleotides long. RefSeq lists its product as uncharacterized. The record is from RefSeq and is a predicted model, not a curated record. Lineage: Eukaryota; Fungi; Ascomycota; Dothideomycetes; Mycosphaerellales; Extremaceae. The transcript has 2 exons. The coding region runs from base 1 to 759 and encodes 252 amino acids.
AUGGGCCAUCCCAAGGAUAAGGGGCCGCAGCCGCGCCCGUCGAGCGACCUCAGCAGCAUGGAAAGGAUGAGUCAGCCCAUGCCGGCCAAUACCGAGACAUCUGAGCGUCCACGGUCGACCUCACUACAGCGACGAGACGCCGUUAGAGGCACCGCCGGAACAGAGCAUAAAGAACUGCCAAACCUGCCAACAGCGCCUGAUACCGGCUCCUCCACCACUGCUCCCAUAAAAAUACCAGGAACGUCCCGACAAGACUGGCGCAGAUCAACGCUCCACAAUGAGCAUCAGCUGGAUAUGCAGCCGGCGCGAUACCAUGAGCAUGUUCAGACUGAACGGCUUGACGUGUUCAAUUUGGACCCUCCUACAUACUCCUGGCGCCGCAGCCCUGCUCCAGAUGACAUGGAAGGUCUAUCUCGCUAUCCUAGCGAUCCCAAGACAUUCGACAAGAUGUGUCGGGUAUACGCUGAUGCAGUUGCGAUUGAACGUGCCGCUGAUCGAAUCAUUGCCACCUCCGAGCGCUGGCCCACCGAGCUCUUCAAGAGAGACUACGCCCAGCGUAUGAGUGCGACGGUGGUGGCUGCAAUGUGUAUCAAAGAUGAUCUGGAAGACCAUCCGCUGGCACGGAAGUAUAAGAAGGAGGGGAGAGAUAUCAGAGCGGCGGGGCCGGAGGAGGUCGAAGCAAACAUUGGACGAGCAGGAGUUGCUUUUGCUGAUCCGAUGGCCGGCGUGCAUGGAAUGCGUGAUCUGAGUCCGGAGUGA